Molecule: messenger RNA, 1394 nt
Organism: Seriola dumerili (greater amberjack)
Lineage: Eukaryota; Metazoa; Chordata; Actinopteri; Carangiformes; Carangidae
Exons: 5
Coding region: 17-1051 (344 amino acids)
Biological process (GO): response to bacterium
Source: RefSeq, a predicted model, not a curated record
AGGCAUUUUGGACACAAUGACAAAUUUAAAGUUUGCUUUGUAUGUGAUUUAUCUGUUUUUAGGGAGUUCAGCUCAGAUGAAUAAUCUGAAAUCGUCCAAAUAUGUGCGUCAAGACAGUGGUUUUUAUCCAGCUGACAUUGGUGAGAAGGUGACCUUGCGAUGUUUCUAUGAGGGUAAUGCAGUGAUGUUUUACUGGUAUAAGCAAACUCUGGGACAGAAACCAAGGGUUAUCUCUACCUUCUACAAGCAUGAAACAAAUGGCUACUUUCUUGGUGAAUUUGAGGACGAUCCUCGAUUCGCACUAGAAGUUGGAAACGGUAAAAAUCACUUGACAAUCUCAGAUUUGAACUUUUCAGAUUCAGCCACUUACUACUGCAUAGGUUGCUACGCAUAUGAUUUUGAGUUUGUAGAUGGAGCUACUGUCAGUGUACAGGGUUCAGGCUUUAACAUCCAAGCUUUGGUUCAUCAGUCACCAUCCGACACCAUCCAGUCAACUGAACAGCUCAGCUGUACAGUACACACUGGGACCUGUGACGGAGAACACAGUGUUUACUGGUUCAGAAACUCUGAAGAAUCUCAUCCAGGACUCAUUUACACUCACGGAGACAGGAAUGAUCAGUGUGAGAGGAAACCUGAGACACAAACACAAACCUGUGUCUACAACUUGCCCAUGAAGAGCCUGAAUCUUCCUCAUGCUGGGACUUAUUGUGCUGUUGCCUCGUGUGGACAUGUUCUGUUUGGAAACAAGAAAAAGUUGGACUCAGCAGAUAAGGAUGACUCAUUUGUCUUGGUGUAUUUGUUGAGUGGAGCUUUGGCAUUCACCACCAUCCUGGCUGUUUUGCUAUCAUAUGCAGCAUAUAGAAUGAAAAAAAGCUGUCAUCGUACAGACUCUCAAGCAAGAUCUUCCCCUGACUCAACUCCAAAUGCAGAAGGUUACCGGGAUUCAGACAACCUCCAUUACGCGGCAUUGAGCAAGCAUAAGAUCAACAGAACAAAAAGACACAGGGACAACACACAAACUGAAUGCGUGUACUCCACUGUAAGGCAGUAGAGCUGGAUAUAUUUCAUUUCUGUGUAAGACUAAAUCUGUCUAGCUCAGUAAUGCAUUUUUUAAAUAGGAGCAUUGUUGUCAGAUUUACUUGUAUAUACUGAAUGCAAUGCAAUAACCUAAUAAAACAAAUGCUUCAGGCAGCCAGGUUUCAGCCUGUCAAGAUUACUAUUUUAAUCCAUGCUAGCUAGCUGCUCUAAUGUUCGUCUGUCUGUGUCAUCAGGUCAAAAUUAUACACUGCCCAAAAAUUUUGCAAAAUCUGCUAAACAUCAGAAUGUUAGCAUUGUUGUUGUCUUAGCAUGUCACCAUUCUGACAUACUGUAAGUAUUUAGCCCAAAGAACAACU